Molecule: messenger RNA, 1069 nt
Organism: Solanum dulcamara
Lineage: Eukaryota; Viridiplantae; Streptophyta; Magnoliopsida; Solanales; Solanaceae
Product: ethylene-responsive transcription factor RAP2-3
Exons: 2
Coding region: 78-869 (263 amino acids)
Biological process (GO): ethylene-activated signaling pathway; regulation of DNA-templated transcription
Molecular function (GO): DNA binding; DNA-binding transcription factor activity
Source: RefSeq, a predicted model, not a curated record
CAAGCACAAUUAUAUCGUCUCUUUCAAUUUCUUUCACUCGAAUAAGAAAAAGAAAAAAAAAACAAGUGUGACAAAAGAUGUGUGGAGGUGCCAUAAUCUCCGAUUAUGAGCCCGCCGGAAACUUCUACCGGAAACUCUCUUCUCGUGACCUCUGGUCUGAGCUUGACCCUAUCUCCGAGUACUUGUCCUCUUCCUCCUCAUCCUCCACUGUCGGAAAAGCUGAUUCCGCUCAGUCGCCGACGACUCACUCCGUCGAUAAGCCUAAGAAAUCAGAUACCGGCAAAUCUUAUCAACUCAAAAAAGGUAGCAGUGUGAAGGUUGAGAAGGAGAGCAGUGUGCCAGGUCCAAGGCCAAGGAAGAACAAGUACAGAGGAAUAAGGCAGAGACCAUGGGGAAAAUGGGCAGCUGAGAUUCGUGAUCCUCAGAAGGGCGUCCGUGUGUGGCUUGGUACAUUCAACACAGCAGAGGAUGCUGCCAGAGCAUACGAUGAGGCUGCUAAGCGAAUUCGCGGUGACAAAGCCAAACUCAACUUUCCCCAACCACCUUCCAGCCCAUCACCACCCGCUAAGAGACAGUGCACUGUCGCUGAUCCUCCACCAGCACUCCUUGAGACUUCUAAUAACAUAAUAUCUGAUCACAACUCUUCGUUGAUGAUGAACUUCGGAUAUCAGAACCAAACACCCUACUACCCAAUGGAAAUGACCGCUGCUAAUGAUGAUUAUGAGCUCAAGGAACAGAUUUCCAACUUGGAAUCGUUCUUCGAAUUGGAGCCAGCUAAUUCAUCUCAGUUUUCAGGGAUCGUUGAUUCUGAUCCUCUUAAUGUUUUUCUGAUGGAGGACUUUGCUUCAACUCAGCAUCAGUUCUAUUGAACAUGAUCAAAUUGAGUUGUUUGGGUGUAUUUUCUCGGUGAGUGAUGAGUGACUAGUUAAUUAGCUUUUGGCUUUAGUAGUAAUAGAGAAAGUACAUAUGAUAAUAAUAAGUUGCGUGCCUUAGCAUGCAAUUGUAAUAGUAUUAAUGCUUGUGGUCUUGUGCUGUUUAUAUGCUUUCUAAAUCUUGGAUUAUACCCUUA